GGCCGAGCAAGUCGCAGGCCAUGUCCGCGGGCGGCGGUACCGUUUCACCCGGCAGGAACUUGUCAGAUAGCGGUUUUCGCCAAGCGGCACGUUAUGUCAAGUAACGAGGACGGUUCGGCCAUAUCAACAACUAAAGGUCGAUACAACCAACCUUGUUCUCGUGCCAGCGAGUGCACGACUUGCCAGUGGACUUGGAAUUUCACAUGCGGGCUGCCGCCUCAGUGAGUACUGAUAGAUAAUUGUCGCAAUGACAGUUAUGAUAUGGCGAUUAUUUAUACGGUCCUCUCAAUGAAGCAUAUCAAACUCCACUGCGACCACUCACUCACUCACAGGAAAUAAACAUUAUUAAUACCUCUUAUCUACCAUGACGACUGCCAACGAGACAGUGCCAGCUGGGUCUUACGCAUAUACCAAUACACUCGAGGGUGUUUACUACGGGCCCAAGUGCGUUGAAACCGCACUCCCAAAACUUUUGGACACUCUUGGAGCCAAACGAGCACUUGUCGUAACAGGAAGGUCUCUCCGUGACAAGACUGGUAUUGUGACAAAAAUCGAGAACAUUCUGAAGAAAUCCAAUGCAUUUGGUGCCACUUUCUCGGAAAUCGGGGAGCACGCUCCUGAGGCUGGUAUCGAGAAUGGCGUCUCCAAGUUUCGUGAAGUCGAUGCCGAUAUUAUAGUGUCCGUUGGUGGAGGUUCUCCCGUCGAUGCAUCAAAGGCUAUUAUUUUCAGGCUGCAGCAACAAAGAGCACAAGAAACGUCUGGCAAAGAGCUGGAGUUCUUGCGGCAAAUCGCAAUACCAACAACCCUGAGUGCGGCCGAGUACACGUGUGGUGCAGGCUAUACCAAUAAACAGGGUGACAAGGUAGUUGUUGCUCAUCAACAGCUUACUCCAGCGGGGAUCAUACUGGACGCCGAGUUGACUCUUUCAACACCUGAACAAUUAUGGCUUUCCACUGGCAUGCGUGCGCUGGACCAUGCGGUUGAGAGUCUAUACAGACCUGGAGUGCCCUUACCAAUGAAAAAGCUAUGCCAUGCUGCUAUCGCGGAUCUCUUCCGUUUUCUUGUAUUAUCAAAGAAAGACAGCGAAGAUCUCGUUGCCAGGCAGAGGCUGCAGGUUGCGUCAUGGAUGAGUUUAUGGCCGCGAAGGAUUGAAAGACAUAGCCCGGUAGGAUUAUCUCACACGCUUGGUCAUAAGCUCGGAGCAACAUAUGGAAUACCGCAUGGCAUCACCUCAUGCUUGACACUUGCACCGGUCGUCAACCUACAAGCGGAAAUAGCAAGUCAAGAGGACAAGGAGUACCUUGCUGAAGCCUUACUAUAUCUCAGAGAGCCAUCAACUGGGACUGUUGACGGAGAUGUCAAGAAACUAUCGUACAUGAUCGCUAGCCUUGUGCAAGAGCUCGGACUGCAGAAGACUUUGAGCCAAUAUGGGGUACCAACAGCCGAAAUUGAACAGAUCGCGGUCCGUGCAGUUGGUCAAGAGGAUGAAGAGUUGCUUUCAAAGGUCAAGAUUAUUUUGGAGAGCAUUUACUGAUUCAAGUCCUGCUCGUUAUCGAGUGGUGGAUGACACCGAUGUAAAUAUAUGCGCAAGCCUUACUCAACUAUUUUUCGCAAUGCCCGCCCCGAACAAGUUGAGGAAAUUAAAGUGGGUGGUUUUUCUGUUUAUUUUGGUGGUUCGGACAACAUCAUGUCCAUCCGUCGAAGGAAAUGCAAAGGUGCGUUAGUGGAGCGUAAUUGAAGUGCAUCAACAAUAGUGGUAGGACUGCUCAGUCGAUGGGCUCGUUUCCAUGAUUCCAGUUUGGGAAGACCUGGCAAAGAUUACAAAGAAAGGCGAGCGCCAGGGGGUGGUAAUACUAUUCGAGUCCAGCAUGCGAUGACGGUAC
Messenger RNA from Suillus discolor, 1883 nucleotides. Its product is annotated as alcohol dehydrogenase IV. The record is from RefSeq and is a predicted model, not a curated record. The coding region runs from base 365 to 1534 and encodes 389 amino acids. Gene Ontology annotation, cellular component: mitochondrion. NCBI's taxonomy places the organism in Eukaryota, Fungi, Basidiomycota, Agaricomycetes, Boletales, Suillaceae. The transcript has 8 exons. Gene Ontology annotation, molecular function: alcohol dehydrogenase (NAD+) activity; metal ion binding.